Messenger RNA from Erythranthe guttata (spotted monkey flower), 744 nucleotides. The record is from RefSeq and is a predicted model, not a curated record. NCBI's taxonomy places the organism in Eukaryota, Viridiplantae, Streptophyta, Magnoliopsida, Lamiales, Phrymaceae.
ACUAAAAAUCUCUGGUUUUUUGGCACACCACAUUUUUUGCUUAAUUCAAAAAGGGCAAUAAAAAUGCAUUCUUUUGGGUACAGAGCUAACGCUUUGCUAACCUUCGCCAUCACCAUUCUCGCGCUAAUGUGCGCCAUCGCCUCUGUCUCGGACAACUUCAAUUCGCCGUCGCCCACUUCACAAGUCCAGGUGUUGAACAUCAAUUGGUUCCAGAAGAAACCCGAUGGUGAUGACGAGGUGAGCCUGACAUUGAAUAUAUCAGCAAACUUAGAGUCGUUGUUCACGUGGAAUACGAAACAGGUCUUCGUCUUUUUAGCCGCCGAGUAUGAAACCCCAAAGAAUAUGCUUAAUCAGGUGUCAUUAUGGGACGGAAUUAUACCUUCGAAAGAACACGCAAAGUUUUGGAUUCACACAACUAACAAAUAUCGUUUCAUUGAUCAAGGAAGCAAUUUACGAGGUAAAGACUUUAACUUAACACUGCAUUGGCAUGUCAUGCCAAAGACCGGCAAGAUGUUCUCCGACAAAAUAGUUAUGAGCGGAUAUCGCUUGCCUCAGUUGUAUAGGUGAAUAUAUUAAAAUAUGGCAUUUGCUGUAACUUUUUAGACACUUUUGAGGAACAAAAUCGAGAAGCAGAGAGGUAGAGUUUAUAUCAGUGUUUGUAAGAAUUCGGUAAUUUAAGAGUUCGGAAAUGGAUUCAUUUGGUUAUCGAGCCUUUUGAAAUUAUUUGAAAAAUAUUCGAACCUU